GUCGUCGGGUAUUUGCCAGCAAAACCUCUUUUCACCUUAAACAAGAUGCGUCACGUUGCUGCUUUGCUGUUGUGUGUGCUCGGCGGAAACGCCACCCCCUCCGUGGCUGACCUCGAGAAGGUUGUGACCUCGUUCGGCGGCGAGUUCAACCAGGAGCAGGCCGAGAAGCUCGUCAAGGAGCUCGAGGGCAAGAACAUCGAGGAGGUGGUCGCUGCCGGCAAGGCCAAGCUCGCCACCGUGUCGGUGGGCGCUGCCCCCGCUGCUGGCGCCGCCGCUGGCGGUGCUGCCCCGGCCAAGGAGGAGGAGAAGGCCGUCGAGGAGGAGGAAGAGGUCGACAUGGGCGGCGGCAUGGACAUGUUCGGCGGAGACGAGGACUACUAAGCGUCGUCUUGCUACGAUUUGCCACGCGACCUGCCGCUCUCAGCGCGUCGGGUCGGGUAGUAACGUCAGCUUAAUCGAACGCGCAUGCCAGCCAUGCAUGUGACGCCAUUCGCACACAGCACACUUCU
Molecule: messenger RNA, 509 nt
Organism: Phytophthora sojae
Lineage: Eukaryota; Oomycota; Peronosporomycetes; Peronosporales; Peronosporaceae
Exons: 2
Coding region: 46-381 (111 amino acids)
Biological process (GO): cytoplasmic translational elongation
Cellular component (GO): cytosolic large ribosomal subunit; ribosome
Molecular function (GO): structural constituent of ribosome
Source: RefSeq, a predicted model, not a curated record